UCCCCAGUUAACCUCAGAUAAGAACAUACGCCGAUGUCUGAUGUAAAUAAGUUCUAUGCUUCAGAAUAUAACACAAGAUAUGGAGUUUACAGUUUAGUAUAAGUCAUUUCUAGCAUGUAAACUUGUACUGAGAAAUUCGUUUAUCCCUUUCCCCUCUUCUCUACUAACGGAAGUCACCUGGGUCCAAUAUGGCCGCGCCCUUGCGAACGUGACUUGCGCCUGUCAGGCCGAUGGGAAAUUCAUAAAUACAGACAAACAUCGAUGAAACUGAGCACAGUUAGAUUUUCUUGCAGAGAGAUGAGGCCUGUUCCUUUCAAUAAGGUUUUCCCCUGUUUGCGGGUCCACCUCACUUCAAGUGUCACACAAGCUCUUCAGCAGAAGAGAACAAUGUCUUCAAAGUGUCGCAGUAUAUAUUCCAUAUGUCGAACAGCAAAUGUUCGAACAAUAGUUUGUGCACCAUUAUCAAGUGUAUGUCACAUACCAAGUCCUGACGUUUACCAACAACAAGUUUGUUAUUUCUCAGUAGACACUUACAACAAAUUUUUUUCGCCUGAAAUGCCACCUAUAGGGUUUGCCCAGAGUGUAUUAGAGAGUGUCCACACUUGGUCCGGUCUCCCCUGGUGGGCUUGUAUUGCAAUAACAACCUUCGCCUUACGAGCCUGUGUGACCUUGCCCGUGGCUGUUUACUGUGCCAGAGUUCGAGCCCGAGUGGAGAAGUUACAGCCGGAGAUGUUAGCAUUGUCAAAGCAGCUGAAACAGGAAGUGGGCAUGGCCAUGACGAUGUACAAGUGGGAUGAGAAGAAAGCCAGACAGGAGUAUCGGAAGAAUAUGAAGAGGUUGAUGAGUGAUAUCUAUGUGCGUGAGAACUGCCAUCCUCUGAAAGGUCACACAUCAGUCUAUCCAGCGCUCAUCCAGCUGCCAGUAGUUGGCGGUGAGUGUGUAUAA
Molecule: messenger RNA, 945 nt
Organism: Haliotis rubra (blacklip abalone)
Lineage: Eukaryota; Metazoa; Mollusca; Gastropoda; Lepetellida; Haliotidae
Product: cytochrome c oxidase assembly protein COX18, mitochondrial-like
Exons: 3
Coding region: 262-945 (227 amino acids)
Biological process (GO): protein insertion into mitochondrial inner membrane from matrix; mitochondrial respiratory chain complex IV assembly
Cellular component (GO): mitochondrial inner membrane
Molecular function (GO): membrane insertase activity
Source: RefSeq, a predicted model, not a curated record